Messenger RNA from Dermacentor silvarum, 1306 nucleotides. RefSeq names its product ATPase ASNA1 homolog. Gene Ontology annotation, biological process: post-translational protein targeting to endoplasmic reticulum membrane. The transcript has 2 exons. The coding region runs from base 232 to 1272 and encodes 346 amino acids. Gene Ontology annotation, molecular function: ATP hydrolysis activity; ATP binding. Lineage: Eukaryota; Metazoa; Arthropoda; Arachnida; Ixodida; Ixodidae. Gene Ontology annotation, cellular component: GET complex. The record is from RefSeq and is a predicted model, not a curated record.
UGGUUUCGGUCGUCGUCGUGCUGACGAUGUUCUUUAUUCUAUAUGAUUCUAUGACGAUGUAACGCUCGCUGUGAAUGGAUCACGUCCGCUGUUGCACAUCUGUGGCAUCUGUUCGGCAUCGACGUCGCGUUCACCUGCCGCACAAGCGCCUUCACACCGAGACGAAAGGCUAGCGUAGGCUAGCGUACGUGUUUUCACCGGGGCGGCCAGCGCGUUUCUGCGAGAGGGCCCAUGGCGAUGGCGUCCGACACGGCGGGCGACGACAAGGCGUCGGCCGCCGGCCUGCUCGAGCCGUCGCUCAUGAACAUCAUCGAGCAGAAGUCCCUCAAGUGGGUGUUCGUCGGCGGCAAGGGCGGCGUCGGCAAGACCACCUGUAGCUGCAGCCUGGCCGUGCAGCUGGCGGCCACGCGCGACAGCGUGCUCAUCAUCUCCACCGACCCGGCCCACAACAUCUCGGACGCGUUCGACCAGAAGUUCUCCAAGGUGCCCACGCCGGUGAACGGCUUCUCCAACCUGUACGCCAUGGAGAUCGACCCGAACCUGGGCUUUUCGGAGCUGCCCGACGAGUACUUCGAAGAAGGCGACCCGUUCCGCGCCAGCAAGAGCAUGAUGCAGGAGAUUCUGGGCGCCUUUCCGGGUAUCGACGAAGCGAUGAGUUACGCCGAGGUGAUGAAGCUGGUGCGGAGCAUGAACUUCUCGGUGGUCAUCUUCGACACGGCGCCCACGGGACACACACUGCGCCUUCUCUCGUUCCCGCAGGUCAUGGAAAAGGGCAUGGGCAAGCUGCUGCGGCUCAAGUCCCACCUGAGCCCGUUCAUCUCGCAAGUGGCCGGACUGCUGGGUCUGCAGGAGCUGACGGCCGACGCCAUGUCCUCCAAGGUGGAGGAGAUGCUGCCCGUCAUCCGCCAGGUCAACGCCCAGUUCCGCGACCCGGACCAGACGACCUUCGUGUGCAUCUGCAUCGCCGAGUUCCUCUCGCUCUACGAGACCGAGCGGCUGGUGCAGGAGCUCACCAAGUGCGGCAUCGACACGCACAACAUCGUCGUCAACCAGCUGCUGUUCCCCGAGCGCAACCCCUGCCGCAUGUGCGCCGCCCGCUGCCGCCUCCAGGCCAAGUACCUGGACCAGAUCGCCGACCUGUACGAGGACUUCCACGUGACGCGGCUGCCCCUGCUGGACCAGGAGGUGCGCGGCGCCGAGCAGGUGCGCGCCUUCUCCCGGCACCUCGUGCAGCCGUACGUGCCACCUUACACGCCGCCACGCCACUCCUAGCCUGACCUGCCAAUAAAAACCGGAGCUGCUUGCU